Molecule: messenger RNA, 3608 nt
Organism: Monascus purpureus
Lineage: Eukaryota; Fungi; Ascomycota; Eurotiomycetes; Eurotiales; Aspergillaceae
Source: the annotation of a GenBank genome assembly
AGAACACCUGCAGCCCGCCGACCGACUGGUCAACAAGCUGAUCUUUUACCAUGUAGUGGUCAGACCCAAUAUAAUAUGCGAUCCGCGUCCAAUGCCCUGCAGUACUCUGUGCCUAGACAACAUCAGCUAUGGGAUUGCCCAUUUUCUGUUUGUUUAUUUAUUUAUUUAUUUUUUUUAAAAGAAAUUAAUCCCCCAAUAACGACUUUAUUGGCCUUUUGUCUUGUUCCUGGGACGUGCUCGAUCAUAUUAUUCAUCCCAUGGGUGAAAAAUAAAAUAACCACAGCCUUUCGGUGAUCUUCAAUCCACCGAGGACAGGAAAUGAGCUUGCUGCAGCUCCGCUGUUCUCGCCUUACAGCUGACGUGGAUGUAUACACUGCUUGUAGACAGAUAUAAAUAUUCAAGAUCCGCUCUGUCCUGUCUGGACUCUGCGAUCUGGUUGAGCUCCUGUUGAUCAUCCCUCGCUAUGCUGUUCUAUUAAGCACUACUUAUGCAGAGUAGAUAAUACCUUUAUUUAUCCUGGUCCUUCAUCGACAAGGGAUCUGCCGCAUAAGGCCUGCGGUCUGUUAAUAGUCGUCGGGGUUCUUUCCUUCUGUUAUUAUUUAUUUCCUACCUUAUUUCAUCCUCUUGUCCUUACUUUAUACCAUUACCUCUUGCAUCUGCAUUAAGAUUCACAUCUAGCUUCGCCAUGUGGCCCGGAUGGCCUGGAUUGGUCGCUAUUGGGGCUGCCAGUGCUGUCAAAGCCGACCUAGCUUAUUCCCCCCCUUUCUACCCGUCCCCAUGGGCAUCGGGCCAAGGAGAAUGGGCUGUUGCCCAUCAGAGAGCCGUCGAAUUCGUCUCCAAUUUGACUCUGGCCGAGAAGGUCAAUCUAACAACUGGUGUUGGUUGGCAGGAGGAGAGCUGCGUUGGUGAGUCGGGGAGUAUUCCAAGACUUGGAUUCUGGGGUAUUUGCACGCAGGACUCUCCAUUGGGUGUUCGUUUCGGCGACUACGUUUCUGCUUUCCCCGCCGGCGUCAAUGUAGCCGCUACCUGGGACAGGAGUCUCGCCUACCUCCGCGGCAGGGCCAUGGGCGAGGAGCACCGUGACAAGGGUGUGGAUGUCCAGUUGGGACCCGUUGCUGGUCCUCUUGGCAGGCACCCGGAUGGUGGCAGAAACUGGGAGGGAUUUUCUCCCGAUCCCGUUCUGACUGGUGUCAUGAUGGCGGAGACGAUCAAGGGAAUCCAGGACGCUGGAGUCAUUGCGUGCGCAAAGCAUUUCAUCGGCAAUGAGCAGGAGCAUUUCCGUCAGUCCUCCGAAGCCCAGGGCUACGGGUACAAUAUCACGGAGAGUGUGAGCUCGAAUAUUGAUGACAAGACGCUCCACGAGCUCUAUCUUUGGCCCUUCGCUGAUGCUGUUCGUGCUGGAGUGGGUUCCGUCAUGUGCUCCUACAACCAGGUCAACAACAGCUAUUCCUGCUCCAACAGUUACCUGCUAAACAAGGUCCUCAAGGCUGAGCUUGGCUUCCAGGGCUUUGUCAUGACCGACUGGGGCGCCCACCACGGUGGCGUUAGCACUGCAUUCGCUGGCUUGGACAUGCCCAUGCCCGGCGACGUGGCCUUCGGCAGUGGUACUUCCUUCUGGGGAACAAACCUGACUGCGGCUGUUCUGAAUGGCACAAUCCCCGAGUGGCGUAUUGACGACAUGGCCGUCCGCAUCAUGUCUGCCUUUUACAAAGUCGGUCGUGAUGCUGUUCGCACACCUCCCAACUUUAAUUCCUGGACCACUGCCGAAUUUGGCCCUCUGCAUGCACAAGCUGGCCCUGAAUAUGGCUGGGGCAAGGUCAACGAGCGAGUCAAUGUACGAGGCCAGCAUGCACAAGUGAUCCGCGCAAUCGGCUCGUCUAGCACCGUCCUCCUGAAGAACAAUGGCGCUCUCCCAUUGACUGGAAAGGAGAGGUUUGUCGCUGUUCUAGGCGAGGACGCAGGAUCCAACGCCUACGGUGCCAAUGGCUGCGAUGACCGUGGGUGCGACAAUGGUACCCUAGCUAUGGGUUGGGGCAGUGGCACGACCAAUUUCCCGUACCUGGUUACUCCCGAGCAAGCUAUUCAGAACCAGGUUAUUCAGAACGGGCUAGGGGAAGGUGAAGUAUAUGCUGUUACCGAUAAUGGUGCCAUCAAGCAGAUGGUCGAUCUUGCUUCUCAAGCCAGCGUCUCACUUGUUUUCGUCAAUGCCGACUCCGGAGAAGGGUAUAUCAACGUCGAUGGCAACGAAGGUGACCGGAAGAACCUUACGCUCUGGAAGAACGGCGAGGCUGUCAUCAAGAACGUGACUGCGAACUGCAAUAACACUGUUGUGGUCAUUCACAGCGUGGGACCCGUGCUGAUCGGCGAGUGGUAUGACCAUCCGAACGUCACUGCUAUCCUUUGGGCUGGUGUUCCUGGCCAGGAGAGUGGCAAUUCCCUGGUCGAUGUUCUGUAUGGAAAGGUAAGCACUGGAGCGAAGACCCCGUUCACCUGGGGAAAGACGCGUGAGGCGUACGGAGAAUCUCUGCUUGUGGAACCUAAUAACGGCGUUGGCGCACCUCAAGACGACUUUACUGAGGGCGUCUUCAUCGACUACCGACACUUUGACAAGAACGAUGAGACUCCCAUCUAUGAGUUUGGCUAUGGUCUAAGCUACACCACGUUCUCUUAUUCCAACCUCCAGGUCCAAGCCCUGAACCCCUUGCCUUACAAGCCUGUUACUGGCAAGACUGGUCCCGCACCUUCACUAGGAAGCGCAGGGAAAGCCUCGGAUGAUCUGUAUCCUAGUGGACUGCGGAAGGUCGCCAAAUACAUUUACCCAUGGCUGAACUCUACCGACCUCAAGGCAUCAUCGGGAGACCCCGACUACGGCCUUGAUACCUUGGUGUAUAUCCCCGCCGGUGCGAGUGACGGGUCCCCUCAGCCUAUUCUCCCUGCCGGCGGCGGACCGGGCGGGAAUCCUGGUCUCUAUGACGAACUCUUCUGGGUCUCCGCAACCAUCACCAACACGGGGGACGUGAUUGGUGAUGAGGUACCGCAACUGUACGUUUCCCUCGGUGGCCCUGACGAACCCAAGGUAGUCCUCCGCGGCUUCAACCGGUACACACUUGGCCCCGGACAGCAGGCCGUAUGGACAGCAAGCUUGACCAGGCGCGAUCUCUCCAACUGGGACCCUGAGACCCAGAAUUGGUAUAUAAGCAAGUACCCCAAGACAGUAUACGUCGGGAGCUCUUCUCGGAAUCUGCCUCUUAAUGCGACGUUGCCUCUUUAGGCUAUUGUCAUUACUAGGUCACCUUAGUUAGCACAUCUCAUACGUCGCGGGGGAUGUACAACCGCUUAGGGCAAUAUACAUCAAUGUACAGCUUCUUCUCUCUCACACCGCGUAACACGCGCAUCGUACCUUGACAGCUAUCCAUAGGAUCUGCAUAGUGGAUGAGCGAAAAAGUGGAUUUGGAAAUUGGCUCUUUUUCUUUUUGAGGACCACGAUUGAACUGUACUCAAGGUAGUCUUCAUAACUUCAUACUAUUAAUUGGCAUUGUAUGGGAAUAAUCCAGUUUCAAUAUGAGCUUCAUGGAGUAGCGAAGGAGAGAAGGGCUUCUAGGUCAGCU